AUGACACCCGCAGCCUUAGCAGCAUUGAUGGAAAAGGUCUGGGAUGCUAAGGUUUUCGAGGUUGAGGAUGCGUUUUUCACGGGUGUUCUGGCCAAGAUGGCUGGUGUACGGUUAGAAAAGGAGCGAGGAUUCUGGGACCGAUUCAAACCGUCACAACCCUGUAUCAAUGGUGAAGGAACUGUCAUCAGCUAUCCUGUACAUAAGGCUGGCCCUCGAGACCUACUCGAGUCAUGGAUGAACAUACGUACAAUUCGGUGCCGUUAUCCAGUCGAGGACUUCUUCAUGUCAUUUUUUAUGGGGGACUAG
Messenger RNA from Cooperia oncophora, 306 nucleotides. The record is from the annotation of a GenBank genome assembly. NCBI's taxonomy places the organism in Eukaryota, Metazoa, Nematoda, Chromadorea, Rhabditida, Trichostrongylidae.